AUGAGUGAACAGACUUCUGAUAAUGUACCACAAGGUGCCUUCAGCUUCCCCAAAGAGGAGAACGAAGUUACGAAGCAAUGGGAAGAGAUUAACGCAUUUCACAGAUCAUUAGAAUUGACUGAAGACUUACCACCAUUUGCCUUUUUUGAUGGUCCACCAUUUGCCACUGGUACACCCCAUUACGGACACAUUUUGGCAUCCACUGUCAAAGAUAUCAUUCCUCGUUAUGCUACCAUGAAUGGAUACCAUGUUGAGAGAAGAUUUGGGUGGGAUACUCAUGGUUUACCAGUAGAGCAUGAGAUUGACAAAAAGUUGGGAAUCACUUCUAAAGAAGAUGUAUAUGCCAUGGGUAUUGACAAGUAUAAUGCCGAGUGUAGAUCAAUCGUCAUGAGAUAUGCAGAUGAAUGGAAAAGAACUAUCAAGAAAUUGGGUAGAUGGAUCGAUAUGGAUAAUGACUACAAAACCUUAUAUCCAGAAUUUAUGGAAUCGGUAUGGUGGGCAUUUAAGCAAUUGUUUGAUAAAGAUGCCGUGUACAGAGGAUUGAGAGUCAUGCCAUACUCAACUGCAUGCACUACUCCAUUGUCAAACUUUGAAGCUCAACAAAAUUAUAAAGAAGUUAAUGAUCCUGCCAUUACCAUUGCGUUCCCAUUGGUUGACGAUCCAAAUACUGUUUUGGUAGCAUGGACCACGACCCCAUGGACCUUGCCAGCAAAUAUUGCUUUGGCAGUCAAUCCUGAUUUCACCUAUGUUAAGAUUUAUGACGAAAAUGCCAAAAAGAAUUACAUCUUGUUGGAAGCUUUAAUUGGAACAUUGUACAAAAAGCCAGCUCAGGCUAAAUACAAAGUAGUUGAAAAAAUCCCUGGUAAAGAAUUGGUUGGAUUGAAAUAUGUACCAUUGUUUGACUACUUUUAUGACACGUUUAAAGACUACGGGUUCAAGGUCAUUCCUGGAUCCUAUGUGACCGAUGAUUCAGGUACUGGUAUUGUUCAUCAAUCUCCAUCUUAUGGUGAGGAGGAUUUCAACUGUGCCACUGCUGCUGGCGUCAUUACCGAAAAAAGACCUCCACCAAGUGUUGUUGAUGACACUGGUAAAAUGACCUCAGAUGCAAAACUAGUGUCGGGAAUGUAUUUCAAGGAUGCUGAUAAGGUCAUUAUCAAGAAGUUGGUUGAAGACGGAAGAAUCUUGGUUAAUUCUCAAGCCAGGCACUCGUACCCAUUCUGUUGGAGAUCGGAUACUCCAUUGAUGUAUAGAACUGUCCCAGCUUGGUUUGUUAGAGUUGGAGAAAUUAUUCCUGAUAUGUUGAAGAAUAUAGAAAGGACCCUGUGGGUGCCAUCAAAUGUCAAAGACAAACGUUUUUCCAACUGGAUUGCCAAUGCUAGAGAUUGGAACGUGUCAAGAAACAGGUAUUGGGGUACGCCAAUCCCAAUUUGGGUCAGUGAUGACUUUGAAGAAAUUGUUUGUAUUGGAUCAAUUGACGAAUUGAAGGAAUUGUCAGGCAGAGACGACAUUACUGAUAUCCAUCGUGAAAGUAUUGAUUCUGUUACCAUUCCAUCCAAAAAGGGUAAAGGUGAGUUGAAGAGAAUUGAAGAAGUGUUUGAUUGUUGGUUUGAAUCUGGUUCUAUGCCUUAUGCAUCAAAACAUUAUCCAUUUGAAAAUAAGCAAAAGUUCCAUGAUGCAUUCCCAGCAAACUUUAUUUCUGAAGGUUUAGAUCAGACAAGAGGUUGGUUUUAUACAUUGACAGUAUUGGGAACUCAUUUGUUCAACACAGCUCCUUAUGAAAAUGUUAUCGUUACUGGUAUCGUUUUAGCUGCCGAUGGUAAGAAGAUGUCCAAACGUUUGAAAAACUAUCCUGAUCCAACUUUAGUCUUGGACAAGUAUGGUGCUGAUGCAUUGAGAUUGUACUUGAUCAACUCACCAGUAUUGAGAGCUGAAACCUUAAAGUUUAAAGAAGAAGGUGUGAGGGAAAUUGUGUCAAGUGUCUUGUUGCCAUGGUACAACUCAUACAAAUUUUUCAAAGACAGUGCUGACCUUUUCAAGAAAAAUACUGGUGAGACCUUUGUGUAUGAUGCAAGUUUGAGAUCAACCAACAUUAUGGAUAGAUGGUUAUUGGCCUCCAUUCAAUCAUUGAUUCAAUUCAUUCAUGAAGAAAUGAGAGGUUAUAGAUUAUAUACCGUGGUUCCAAGAUUAUUGGCAUUCAUUGACGAUUUAACCAAUUGGUACAUUAGAUUCAAUCGUCGUAGAAUUAAAGGUUACUCGGCUGAUGAUGUCGAAGAUACCAAAAAGGGGCUCAAUACCUUGUCUGAAGCUUUAUUGAUUUUAUCUAGAGCAAUGGCUCCAUUUACACCAUACUUGGCUGAUGGUAUUUACCAAAGAAUCAAACAAUACUUCACUGAAAAAACUUUGAAUGGAGUUGUUGUUAACCCCAAACACCAGGAUUUGCGCUCGGUACAUUUCUUGCAUUAUCCACAAGUACGUGCAGAAUUAUUUGAUAAACAAAUUGAAGUUGCCGUGAGCAGAAUGCAAAAAGUUAUUGAUUUGGCAAGAAACAUUCGUGAAAAGAAGAUGAUUUCAUUAAAGACUCCCUUGCAAGAAUUGGUUAUCAUCAAUUCCGAUCCUGAGUUCCGUAAAGAUGUUGAAUCAUUGAAAGGAUACAUUAGUGAUGAGUUGAAUGUGCGUGAUAUCAUCAUUACUGACAAUGAAUCAAAAUAUUCGGUUGAGUAUUCCCUUGCUGCUGAUUGGCCCGUCUUGGGUAAGAAGUUGAAGAGUGAUGCCAAGAAAGUGAAGGCGGCAUUACCCCAUGUCUCAUCUGACGAAGUUAAGCAAUUUGCAUCCACGGGAAAGAUUACCGUUGAUGGAAUCGACUUAGUUGCUGAAGAUUUACAAGUAUUGAAGGGUUUAUCCGAAUCGAAAGUCUCUCAUGGACAAGAAUUUAGAUCUUUCCAAGAUUUGUUGAUCAUUUUGGAUAUCAAUAUCCAUCCUGAAUUGGAAAGCGAAGGUUUAGCCAGAGAAUUGUUGAACAGAAUUCAAAGAUUGAGGAAAAAAGCCGGGUUGAAUUCAACUGAUGAUGUAUUGGUGAAAUACAAGUUGAUUAAGGAUAACUGUUCAUUUGAGACUGUUAUUGAUCAAAAUAAGGAUUUGAUCAUCAAAACCACAAAGUAUCCGGUUGAACCAGCUGCUUCUUCUGAUGUGUCUGCUGAUGUUGUUAUUGUUGAUGAAGAACAACAAAUUAAUGACACGGUAUUCAACUUGCAAUUGUUGAAAUUAUAG
This is a messenger RNA of Lodderomyces parapsilosis, 3267 nucleotides long. RefSeq names its product isoleucine--tRNA ligase (gene ILS1). The record is from RefSeq and is a predicted model, not a curated record. Bases 1 to 3267 code for a protein of 1088 amino acids. The transcript has a single exon. Gene Ontology annotation, biological process: isoleucyl-tRNA aminoacylation. Gene Ontology annotation, molecular function: ATP binding; aminoacyl-tRNA deacylase activity; isoleucine-tRNA ligase activity. NCBI's taxonomy places the organism in Eukaryota, Fungi, Ascomycota, Pichiomycetes, Serinales, Debaryomycetaceae.